AUUUCUGUGAAGCAUCAGACAGAGAAGGAAAAGGCCAAUGUUGAAUUGCAGAACCAACAGGUUAACCCCAAACUUGUCAGUCAUUCAAAGGAAAAUAGGAAGGCGGGCAAGAGUUCUAAGAAAUGCUGUCGAUUUUCUGUUCAUGGUUGUGAUGCUGUGACUGAGGGGUGUUGGCAGCCUUUUGAUAAAAAGAUGGUUGAGAAAUCUUCAUAUAACAACUUGGCACCGGUGACAGAAGCAUCUUAUAGCAAUGUGAACACUACCAAUGGAGGAAAUCUUAGUUGUAAAAAUGUUGGAGGCAGGAAGCAUGGCCAUCAGAUGGAGAUUAAUGUUCAAGUUAAAAUGAAAGAAGCGGUUGAAACUUUCGUAAAUCAGAAGUUAACUGAUGGGGACAGCCUUUGUAGAAAUGAGGUAGACAACUGUUCUAACGAAUUUAUAGAUGCAUUGGAGGUUUUGAACUCCAACAAGCAACUAUUCAUGAAACUCCUACAAGACCCUAAUUCACUGUUAGUGAAACAUAUUCAAGAUUUACGGGAUUCUCAGGUGAAAAAACAACCUCGAUCUUCCUCCAAAGCUAAAACAUCACAGUGCCAGCCAAAAGGAGCAGAGGAGUGUGAAGGGUCAGCAGAUGCUCAAAUGUUCCUCCCUAAGGGAAGCGAUAUGCCCCGUCCUUCAAACACAACAGCAGUCUUGAUGUCUGGCAAACAAAAUUGUCCUGAUAAGGGGAAAAGUGUUAUGUCAACAUUCUUGUCUUUUGAACACAUGAAAGGACGUUCAAACACGCGAUGAAGGUGAAUAAAAAAGAGCAUCGCCAGAUGUUCCUAGAUGACAUUUGUAGAUCCCUGCAUGACUUUGCACAGUUCGAAGAUGGUGAUAAAGAAAAGAGCAGGCAGGAAAUUGAAAGAAUCUCUGCUAAUAAUGUUGGGAACAUGUCUGGAUCUUUCCAUGAGGCCAAUAGACAAGAAGAGAUAGACCAAACAUAUAACACUAUUUCAGGCAUUGGAAGCGAAGCUACCUCGUCCAGAGAGAGCUGUCACAGAACCUCAAAUCUGUUAACUGUAAGGCAUCUCAAUGAAAAUUUUCACCCUAAUAAACACCCUUCAGAUACGUCAAAUAGAGGAAAUGAAGAUUUCUUAAGGAAAUGGACACCGAGAACUUUGGAUAGUUUGAAGUCUUUGCCUGCAUAUGACUUGUUGCCUAGACUUACUCCACAAAGGGACAAGGGACAUGAGUUUGCAUAUCCACAAAUGAGAUUUUCACCAUACAAUAACUAUUCAACUGUUAAUGUAUACAAGUGGAGGGCUCCGAAAGAAAAGAACAUCUGCUUAAGUUCUCCCAUUAAUACUCUAGGCGUGCGGCCAGUGUCUGAUGACAAAAGGGCAGAAAACCAAUUGGAAGAUGCAAAGAAAAGUAUAUCUGGCAAUCAAACUUCUGUAUGUCCUGGGAAAGUGAUGGAAGGAAAUCAUGCUGUUAGGUGUGACAAAUGCAAAAGUAAUGCUUUAUAUGUAGCUUUGGAACCAAAUGGUGUGCAGAAUACCAGCAUGGCUCAAGAACUGAAGCAGUCAACGUCUUCAGAGAAAAUGAAUACUUUGAAUUCUCAAAAUUGAAUUCACCUUCGGGGGACCAAACAUCAUUUUCUUCAAUAGAUGUUUAUUCAUCAAGUCCUCCAUUUAUUCAAAGAGCAGAAAUCUCUGAUAGCAUGAGUGAUAAAGAAGAGCAGCCAAGUCCUGUAUCAGUUCUUGAACAGGUGUUUGUCGAAGAGAACACUAGCUCUCCUGGCUCUGUAUCCCUUGCAGCUGAGCUUCCAGUCGAAUCAUCUUGUAUAGAUAUUGAAGAAGACUAUGCAACUUCUCUCUUGGAAUGGCAGUUGGAUCCAAAGAAUAAUGCAGGUACUUCUGAGGACAAGAAAGGAUCUUUGUCUGAAUGCAUAAGAGAAGUACUGCAAGUUUCUGGUCUCAAUUGGGAUGAACUCUCCAGGAGAUGGCAUAUUUCAGACCAAAUGCUCGACACAUCCUUGUUUGACAAUGUUGAAGUAUGGCCAAAGAAGUCCCGUACCGAUCGGAGGCUGCUUUCUGGCUACAUAAGUGAAGUCCUUUUGGAGAUAUAUCAAUGUUAUUUUAGAUGCUCCCCUUGGAUAUCGCUUCUCAACCUACAACCUAAGCCAGCUAUGUUAUCAAAAAAUAUGGUCCAUGAAGUACUGAGACAUGUUGACUGGCUCCUCCUCUCAAACCUGCCCCAACAAACAUUACAGCAACUUGUUGAAAAGGAUUUGUGCAAAUCCGGAACCUGGAUCGAUAUCCGACUCGAUACUGAGGAAGCUGUUACAGAGUUAGUAGACGGCAUUCUAGAGGAUUUGGUAGUUGACGCUGCUAUUUUCAACUCGUAGCAUAAGCAGUACAUGCUGGCUUCAUGCUUCUUCCCAAAUUGCAUCUCUGGGAGUAGAGGCACCUUUUGCAGGGCAACACAACCAGUUUUCCAUAUUUUCCGAGGAGAGAUCGACCUCUUUUCAGCUUCCUAACCUUAAUUAUAGUUAUUUCCUCGGCGGAACGGCAUGCAUUACGACCCUAGAAGAGAGAUGUUUUUGCUGGUUUUCGGGUGGUCUGGUGCAUGGAUUCAAACUAUGGCCUUGACACUCCCUACAUACAUUUACAUUAAACCGAAACAACUAUCAUCAGUUAUAGGUUAAUUUUUCAGUUCCAAAGAGAUUUCCACCGAGACUGGAUUAGCCAAUAUACAUCAAAUAUUGGCUUACAGCUUGUAAUUAUCAAGUAAUCAUU
This is a messenger RNA of Hibiscus syriacus, 2777 nucleotides long. RefSeq lists its product as uncharacterized. Lineage: Eukaryota; Viridiplantae; Streptophyta; Magnoliopsida; Malvales; Malvaceae. Bases 1700 to 2386 code for a protein of 228 amino acids. The record is from RefSeq and is a predicted model, not a curated record. The transcript is spliced from 4 exons.